Molecule: messenger RNA, 1498 nt
Organism: Triticum aestivum (bread wheat)
Lineage: Eukaryota; Viridiplantae; Streptophyta; Magnoliopsida; Poales; Poaceae
Exons: 2
Coding region: 1-1227 (408 amino acids)
Molecular function (GO): protein binding
Source: RefSeq, a predicted model, not a curated record
AUGGCCGCGUCGGGAGGCUCUUGCGGCGGGGAAAAAAAUUCUAUGAGACCAGACCUGGUCCCAUGGCCGGAUCUCCAGCCGGAGAUGUUGGGGGUCGUGCUCUCGCGGCUGCCGUCGCACGCCGACCGCGUCCGCCUCGCCGCCGUCUGCCGCCCAUGGCGCUCCAGCGCGCGGCUGCUGCGUCCGCUACCCACGCUGCUCCCGUGGCUCGCCCUCUGCGAUGGCACCUUCCUCAGCCUCCCCGACGGCGCCGUGCACCGCCUGCCCGUCGCGGACGACGCCUCGAGCCGAGUCUCCACCGGCAGCGCGCUCUUCCUCGUGCACGGCGACAACAAGUGCUGCCUGAUGAACCCUUCUCCGGUAAUGACGACCCCUGUCCCUGAGGCCGGCGACUGGUUCCGAGAAAACCCGACCGUCCGGAAGGUGUUAAUGUCCGAUCACCUCGUCGCCGCCCUGGUGGACUCCAAAAAGCUCAGCAUCAACAGCUCCACGACCACGAAAGUCAUCAUCUCCAUACGUGGGCAGCCAUGGGACACCACGAGUUGCUCCACGACGGAGUGGACGGCGCCUGAAGACAGCUUCGUCAGCGACAUCGCGCUCUUCAAAGGAAAGCUCUACGUCCUCCUCGACACACAAGACGAGGAAUACGGACAGCAGCAUGAGCUCCGUGUCCUGGACGACGGCCGCGAGCAGACAGCCAUCCCCGGUACCCGAUUCCACGGGCACGAAUCGUUUAAUGCUUACGCGACGGACAUGUACGUGCAGCGGAACUAUCUCGUCGUCUCCGGCGACCGGCUGCUGAUGGUGGAACGAAGGAUCUACCAGCCGCCGAUGUUCCCGGUAGACUCAGGGAUUGAGAAGCGGACUCGUCUCUUCAAGGUCUUCGCGGCAACGGAGCUGAGCAGCGGAUGUGGACUCUGGACCGAGGUCGAUACGUUGAUGGGGCGCGCGCUUUUUGUCAGCGAAGGCUGCUCGCAGUCUCUCUCCGCCGGGGAUCAAUCUAGCGGUGUCGGAGCUCGAGAAGAUUGCAUCUACUUUGUAAACGAGGAUCACACAGAUACAGACAUCUCUGAAUCCGAAGAGGAAAUCUGUGAGAACCCCUUUCUAGACUCUGGCGUGUAUAACAUGGCAGAUCAGACAGUGACGCCGUUGCCGUCGAAGGCUGUGGCGGCGCCCGCUGCCGGCGACGGACCAUGGUCUCCGACUUGGCUUUUCCUAGAGACUUGAGUUAGGCUAUAUAGUUAAGGCGGUACUAUAAUUAGGUUUUCGAAUAAGAUGUUUUUCUUGGACACUUCUAUUAUUCUUCUAUAAAGCACAUGGUCGAGGCUGAAGAAAUCAUCUUCUGUGUGGUACGGGAAUAUGAUAUUGAGUCCAAAACUACAAGCUGCAAAUCUGCACAAGGAGGGUGUAGAUCUUGUGCAACAAGCAGACCCACAAAAGCAAGGUAUGUCAAAAAUCAUUUACAGAUAUGGGGCAUUUCAGAUAUUUAUUGGUAGUU